Molecule: messenger RNA, 2894 nt
Organism: Aphis gossypii (cotton aphid)
Lineage: Eukaryota; Metazoa; Arthropoda; Insecta; Hemiptera; Aphididae
Exons: 4
Coding region: 184-1983 (599 amino acids)
Biological process (GO): biosynthetic process
Molecular function (GO): geranylgeranyl diphosphate synthase activity; intramolecular lyase activity
Source: RefSeq, a predicted model, not a curated record
UUUCAUACAAACGUUUAUCAUUGAAUGAGUAUAAUAUAAUACAAAAUAAAUUAUCAUAGUUAUUAUAUUUUUACUAGAUUGUUAUGUUUUAUUAUUUAAAAUUUCUUUUCCUAAUUUUAUCACACUGAUUAAAAAUUUAAAGGUAUUUAAAAUAUAAGUUUUCGACUUCUGUAAAACGUCUAAAUGACAACCUACAUAGAUAUCCAUUUAUUUUAUAUACUCCCGGUGAUUGGUGUACUAUCAUUAAUCACCCGACCAUUUCUCAACCGCUCAGAAGUUUUUAAAAUUUCAUUCAUAAGUAUCAUAGCUUUUGUGUAUACAACUCCAUGGGACAACUAUAUCAUCUACAAUAAAGGCUGGUCAUAUCCAUCCGAAAAAGUCUUAGGUGUUUUUGGAUAUGUACCUAUUGAAGAGUACAUGUUUUUUAUUACACAAACAGUUCUGACAUCGUUGUGGGCUUUGCUCUGUGUCCGAUGGUCAACUCCGUGCUUAAAUUUUAACUAUGACAAACACAGUUACCAAUUGAUUCGAUGGAUACCGAUAGCGUUUUUGGCCAUAGCCACUGUCGUAGGUUAUAUAAUUACCAUACCCGGACAACCAACGUUUUACUUGGGCUGUAUACUAUGGUGGGUAUCUCCGGUGGUUAUGUUCUUGUGGUACGGAGCAGGCAAUUUUUUUGUGAAAAAAAUAAUUCCGUGUUCUUUUGCGGUCCUGGUUCCUACGUUGUACCUGUGUUGGGUUGAUCAAUUCGCCCUCAAGGAAAACAUUUGGCAUAUCAAUGAAAAGACAAUGUUAAAUAUAUUCGUCGCCGAAGACUUGCCAUUUGAAGAAGCAUUUUUUUUCUUUAUAUCAAACGUUAUCAUUGUCUUGGCGGGGACUUGUUAUGAUAAAUCACGCGGUAUAAUAGAGACGUACACUUUGGAGUUUCCACAACGAUUUAGUAUUAGUUGGACAUAUAUUCGCCAAAUGUUCUGGGCAUUCGCAACAUCAGAAUAUAAUUUGCCACAAAUCGUGACGGGAGAUAUAAAAGAAAGUAUUGAAAUUAUUAAAGUCGCUUCAAAAUCAUUCACCACUGCCAGUUUUCUUUUUCAAGCCGGAAUUCGAUUAGAUUUAAUCAUUUUGUACUCAUUUUGCCGUGUAACUGAUGAUAUGAUUGAUAAUGAGUUGGAUAUCGAAAAGAAAAAACGAAAAUUUGAGUUAACCAAAAAUUUUAUCAACGAAUUAUUUUAUGAUAGGAAAUCAGAUUAUGAUGUUGGAACAAAACCAAAAAAAUUGAAUAUUGAUUGGAAAAAGUAUGAAUCUGAAUUAACUGACGUGGAGAUGUCAUCUUUUCGCUCAUUAUCAAGAAUCGCAUUUUAUUUGCCUCGUAAGCCUUUCGAAGAGUUACUUGCAGGUUACGAAUGGGAUAUUGAGGGUAGAUUAGUCAGAAAUGAAGACGAUUUAUUAUUAUAUUCCACCUAUGUGGCCGGAAGUGUCGGUGCAUUAUGUGUUUAUGUAAUGAUGUACAGGUGCGAUAAUAACAAUUUUGAACUUGUUGAAAACUAUGAUUAUGUCAUAGAAAAAGCAUAUCAAAUGGGACAAGCUUUGCAACUUGUGAAUAUUGCCCGUGAUAUCGUCACUGACAGCGAAACAUUGGGUCGGUGCUAUGUACCCACCGAAUAUAUGGACGACGAAGACGAAGAAAUAAAAAUCUUAUGCCAGGAAAAAAAACCAAGGUCUCUUGGUGAUAAGAAAUUAAAAAAAUAUUCCACACGUAUAAUCCACUUGGCCAAUAAACAACAAUUUGAAUCGGUGGACGCUAUCAAAUGUUUGCCGCGAGAAACAAGAGGUUCGGUUCUAGCAACAACUGAUAUUUAUCGAGGGCUUGUUUCUGCUAUCCAGUCUAGUCCAACGUAUCCGACUAGAGCUUCAUUGUCAAAAUGGAAUAAAAUUGUAAUAGGAAUUUAUUCCUUAUAUAUUAAAAGCAUUCAGUACGUUGUAUAAUAUAAUUUAUAUAUUGAAUGUAUAAGCCCUAUAUAAUUAUAAUUUAUAAUUCAUAUUGAAUAGUAGUGGGUUGCAACCAUUUAUGUUGUGAGAGCAUACAUUUUUAAGUCUACUUUUAAACACCAUCAUGGCGUUCAAUGGUGGACUAUGAAAAAAUGUGGCUUUUGAAAAUUAUAUUUGACCGAUCCUUUGAAUUUGUUUUCUUCUAAAUAUAAUAGUGUUGUUUUUUUUUUUUGAGGGAGAUAAAUUAAUAUAUACAUACUUUCAGGACCGGUGCAAGCAAAUUUUUAUAUGUAGGAAAAGAUCAAAAUUGCCGCCUCUUGUUUUAUAAUUUUUUUCUUAUAUGCCGCCUCUAUAUAUAAAUAUAAACUUUGCCGCCGUAGGCUUGGACCUAUGUCGCCUACGCCUAUAACCGGCCCUGCAUACUUUCUUAAAUAUUAUAUUGAACAUAAUGUUACCCUCAAAUUAGUCGAUAUUAAACAAAUUAACUCAUGUUUUGCUCUUAAUUAAAACAGAAUAUAAUAUUGAAUUUAAAAUAAAUGUACACAGUUCUUUUUAAUCUUAUAAAUAACUUAUUUUUAACAAUGUCAAUUUCUUCACCGUCAUUAUAAUUUAAAUUUUUAUAGUAUUUAUAUAGUAUUAGCUAUUACUAAGUUUAGUAUAUUUUAUUAGUUAUAUAUUUGUAUUACUAUUACAGUAGUAUAUUUUACUAUUAGUUAUACAGUAAAAUAAAUUUUUGCCUAAGAAAUUGAAUUUAUUAUAUUGUAAGUUAUUACUUAUAUCAUACCUAUAUUAUUGUUAUUAACUUUUCAGUCACUAUUGACUUAUCGUAGAACAGUGUAAAAAUAGGUUCGUAUGUAUUUUUUUUAAAUAGCAGUUAUUGGAAUAUAAGUAUAGAGUUCCAUACUUUU